AAUGAAGUUGGUAUGUUUUUUUGUGAUUACGUUUUUUAUCAUUAAUUUAUACACAAUAUUUAUAUUUUAUAAUUUAUUCGAUGGACGGAAAAUUGAAGUUUUUUGUUAGUUUUGCUGUUGUCGUGAGUUUCUCGUCCAUAAUAAGCGGGAAUGACAAGAUUUACCUCAAAGGUACAUAUCAUUUGUCUAUAUUUUAUUAUCAGAUUGAACCAACCGAACUCCGACAUAUUGUCGUAGACGCUCUGAUUAAACAGCAUAAGAUUCAACAGACGCUCGAUGAGAGUAGUUAUAGUAACAGAAUUGUUAAGAAAUGGAGGAGUUUCAGAAAUUAUUUCACGAAAGCUAUUUCGAAAAUAUUUGAUCCGUCGUUUUACAGAGAUGCGAAAACUGGAAGAACAUUAAAAGAUCUGUUACUCAACAAUAAAAAUAUUACGAAACGAUUAGGUUUUGUUAUUCAGUUUCAAAAUAAAAAUCCAUUGAACCGUAAUAUUGAGGAAAAUAGGAGAAGAUCGAAACGCAGAAAAAUUAAUAGGAAUGAUGAUGUAAGCGACGAAUACCCAGUUGAAUCUGUUCAAAGUAGUAGCGAAGGUGAUAACGAAGAAAACAACGUUCCUGAGAGAAUACAAAAUGGAAGACAAUCGACAAAAGAAUCUGAUUUGGAUAGUUUAUUUGAAUAAAUUAUAAGUAAAAAUUAAUUCACUAUGAACAGAAAAAAAAA
Sipha flava (yellow sugarcane aphid) is the source of this 718-nucleotide messenger RNA. RefSeq lists its product as uncharacterized. The transcript has 2 exons. Lineage: Eukaryota; Metazoa; Arthropoda; Insecta; Hemiptera; Aphididae. The coding region runs from base 81 to 677 and encodes 198 amino acids. The record is from RefSeq and is a predicted model, not a curated record.